This is a messenger RNA of Bursaphelenchus xylophilus (pine wood nematode), 917 nucleotides long. The record is from the annotation of a GenBank genome assembly. NCBI's taxonomy places the organism in Eukaryota, Metazoa, Nematoda, Chromadorea, Rhabditida, Aphelenchoididae.
AUGGGAGAGGGCCUGUCCUCUUGUGGUUAUUGGCCAUUCUGGGAAUCUUAUGACAAAUUAAAAAUUCCGAGUUCAAUUUACCAAAAAGUACGGGUAAUUUGAAGCCUAAAAUUAAAACUUUUUUCUCUUCAGAAGGCCAUUUAUUCUCGGCAUUUUGGAAAUGGAACGAUCUUUCGAGCUUCAUCGUUGCCCUUAUCGGGUUCUCCAUCGUCUCAGCUGGCGUUACCUACUUCUUCAGCGAAGUCCAUUGCCCGGCUGGAGUCGAUUUUCACGAAGAUAUCAAACUGGAGGAGCCGAAGUGCAAGGUAGGUGAUUUUGGAAUGGGUUUUGGAGAUGUUUAGAAGCUUGCUUUUUUGUUUGGAAGAGAAAAUUUCUCUUCUUGUGAGAGAAAGGGCGCGCAGUUCAAAACGGAGUUUUUUUGAGUUGGAGAGGGAGGCAUUUUGCCACGUUUUUGAUACUUCCCGGAUGCAAAAUGAUACGUUUUGUGCCACUAAAUCACUGUACGCGUAAAGUAAUAUGAAAAUUUCAUAAUUUUUUUUCAGCCGAACUUGUACAUCGAAGGCUUGGGAUUGGUCGCCGUCCUGACUGAAGCCUGUUUGGGUCUCCCGCAGCUGAUCCGCAACUUCCAAAGACACUCAACUCAAGGCAUGAGCGUCAACAUGGUCCUGAUGUGGCUGCUUGGAGAUGUGGGAAAAACUUUGUACUUUAUCUUUAAGCAGACUCCAGCUCAGUUCUGGAUUUGUGGAUGCUUGCAGGUGAGAUUUUUUGAAGUCAUGAAAAAAAAAUGUUUGCUUUUUUUGGAAUUUUUUUAUUUUUAGAUCACAAUCGACAUCCUGAUUUUGGGUCAAGUCUACUUCUACAACCGUGGAACCGCCCGAAUCCCGACCUAUGUCCCAUCUUCUCAGGCCAAGUUGUAA